This is a messenger RNA of Nymphalis io (European peacock), 7687 nucleotides long. It is a transcript of the gene Ubr3, whose product is annotated as E3 ubiquitin-protein ligase Ubr3. The coding region runs from base 306 to 6014 and encodes 1902 amino acids. Gene Ontology annotation, biological process: protein ubiquitination; ubiquitin-dependent protein catabolic process via the N-end rule pathway. Gene Ontology annotation, molecular function: ubiquitin protein ligase activity; zinc ion binding. The transcript has 28 exons. The record is from RefSeq and is a predicted model, not a curated record. Lineage: Eukaryota; Metazoa; Arthropoda; Insecta; Lepidoptera; Nymphalidae. Gene Ontology annotation, cellular component: ubiquitin ligase complex; cytoplasm.
UACCAAUGGCCGAGUUGUUUCUGCAUUGCUCUAUUAUUAUUUUUAACUGCGAAGUAUUUUAGUUAUUUGUAAUUCUUUCGAAAACUUGAACGUUAUCAUUUGAUGCAGUGUCAUAGUUUUGAAUUCUUACAAAAUGGUACUUUAGCAACAUACCACCACGAUGUUUAACCGCGGAUGCGUUACGGACCGCAGUUCAUUGCCUUAUGUAAAACUGGUAAUGGUGUUUCUUCCGUGAGUGACCGAAAUAUACAGUGACUUAUGUGUAUACUUAGCUUGUUGAUGUGACUAGUGAAGAAAGUGUAAAAAUGUCAAAUUCAACGGCUCAAGUGUUGAUGAAGAAGGGGAAACGAGGUGCAGCUGCGUAUAUCCAUGCGGAUUGCGCGAGUGGUUCGCCGCAGCACCUCGGCCCACUUCUUGACGUCUUGCUGAACCCCAGCAAGGCCAUAGAUGAGUGGGAGACGAUUGACUGGUGUCGUUGGCUUCUAGCGGGCGGCCGAACACCUGACGAAUUCGCCGCAGUUGUGCGGAGUUACGACAAACACGACAAAUGCGGUCUCGUUUGGAUACCCCGUGUCGUCGCGUACAGAUGUCGAACCUGCGGUAUAUCACCGUGCAUGUCGAUCUGUCGCGAGUGCUUCCACCGAGGGGACCACUCCACGCACGAUUUCAACAUGUUCCUGUCGCAGGCGGGCGGCGCUUGCGACUGUGGCGACAACUCGGUUAUGAAGGAAGACGGUUUUUGCAGUAAUCAUGGCAACAAAUGUCCAAGACCAGGAACAGCGCCCGCUGAGCUCAUGUGCGUCGCGGAAGCUAUGAUGCCACGCCUCAUAUUAAGACUUCUGCAACAUUUCAGAGAAAGCAGUACGGGAGCCGCCAACUCAGAUUACUAUCGCUUGGCGGUACAAGAGUGUGAGGGCUACGUUCAAAUGCUGAUGGAGUUCAACAACAUGGGCGACCUCAUGCGGACCGCUAUGACCAAAGCUCUCAUCAACCCACAGAUGUACCGGGACCUGGUGUCACCACCACACCCGGACACAGAGUACGGCACCUACAUGACUGAAUCCAACAAGAUGUACGAGAAGGCUAUAGAUUCCUUUCCAGCUCCAGAUCCACCUGACGAGUACAGACACCUGCCCGCGCUGGCGCCUCGUCUGCAGCACAAUACACUGCUGGACGAAUUCAUUUUUUGGACCUUCAAAUACGAAUUUCCACAAAACGUCGUCUGCUUCCUACUCAACAUGCUGCCCGAUCAAGACUAUAAGGAGCACCUGACGAGGACGUUCGUGAUGCACUACGCGCGCAUCCCGCUCGUGCUGGAGAACUCUGCCGACCCGGAGACGCUGUCCAACCGCGUGGUGCACAUGUCGGUGCAGCUGUUUUCCAACGAGGCGCUGGCUCUGCGCUGCGUGCAGCAGCUGCACCUGCUGCACGUCAUGGUGCUGUCGCUGCGGCUCAUGAUGGGGAAGAUCCUGGUGCAGAACACGCUGCACGACCCCGAAAAGAACUUUCACUAUGUGAUCGACUGCACAAAACGCGUGAUGAAGGAGCACUGCUACUGGCCGCUGGUGUCAGACUUCAACAAUGUGCUGUCGCACCGCAGCGUGGCGCUGCUGUUCCUGCAGGACGACGCGCUCGUCGACAUGUGGUUCGAGUUCCUGUCCAUGUUGCAAGGAAUGAACGUGAACAUCCGCGAGACGGGCGGGCACAUCGAGUUCGAGCCGUCCAGCUACUACUCGGCGUUCUCGUGCGAGCUGGAGGCGGCCGCCUACCCCAUGUGGAGCGUGCUGGCGCACCUCACGGAGCCCGCGCACGCGCCGCUCGCCACGCGCAUCGUGUCGGCCGCGCUGGGCUACCUGCAGGACUGGCUGGACGCCGUGCACUUCGCGGCGCGCCGGACGGAGAUGAUGCACGCGUCGUUCCACUUCCCGCUGCACCGCUACCUGGCGGCGUUCCUGUGCGCCGGCGUGCGCUGCAUGGGGCUGCGCGCCGCCGACGUGCUGCCGCCGCCCGCGCUGCUGGCGCUGCUGGCCGCGCACCCGCUGCGCGUGCAGAGUCUGUUCUACGAGAUUCUGGCAGGCGUGUGGGUUCGAAACGGGCUACAGAUCAAAGGUCAAGCGAUGACGUACAUCCAGGCCAACUUCUGCAACUCGAUGGUCGACAUGGACAUAUACUGGCUACAGAUCUGCGCCGCGCAUCUACCCGCUGACCAAUUCGUCGACAUGUGCAUUGAUGUGUUCGGAGUCCGCGAGUGGCUGAGCAUGACGCCGAUGUCGCAGGUGCAGGCGGCGGAGCAGGACGCCAUGGUGGAGGGACUGCUUACCUUCCUAGCGAUCCUCGUCUCCUCGAGGACAAAUCUCGGCAAUGACGAGUUGACUCAGUCUAGGCUAGAGGUCGCCACUCUUCUGGCGGCCGGCGAUAAGACGCAUUCGCAGCUGCUGGAGCUCAUGCCGGAGAGGUCGGGAAAUGCGCACACGAGGAACUUCGAGACUGUGCUGAAAGAGCUGUCCGUGUACCGCGCGCCGCCCAAGGGCUCGGAGAGCCUGGAGCAGGGCCUGUUCGUGCCGAGGCCGGCCGUGUGGGAGCGCCACUACGACCCGCUGCACGUGCUGCGGCGCGCCGUACACCGGAGGGACUUCCACGCCUCCAUGGACCGCUUCGCCGCCUACGUGCGCGACAAGCAGAAGGCGGAGGGCGUGACCGGCGCGGGCCCGCUGUGGCCGCCGCUGCGCGCCGCCACCGCGCCGCCGCCCGCCGCCGGCGACCCGCGGCAGCUCUGCGCCUCCGGCGUACUGCACGGCGCGCUGCUGGCCGUGCUGCACCGCGGCGUGCGGCGCCGCUACACCGAGGGCGCCGAGGCGGAGGCCGAGCCCGCGCCGCCCGACCACGUGCUGGCGCUGGCCGUCUACCUGCUGGCCGUCGCCGCCGACCUGGCCGCCGAGCGCGCGCGCACGCACAACCGCGACGUGUGCGUGGCGGAGAGCGUGAGCGGCUCGGCGAGCGCGCGCGUGUCGGGCGUGCCGCUGCUGCGCGCGUUCGCGGGCGGCGCCGUGUGCGACAACGCGCGCACGCUGCUGCUGUCCGUGCCGCCGCCGCCGCGCGCCGCCGCCCGCCAGCUGCACCGCAGCGAGCGCCGCGCGCCGUCCGACAGCGAGCCCGAGUGGGAGGCCGCCGACGACGCCGCGCCCAGCAAGGCCUCGCUGCCCGCCGCCAGCACCGCGCUCGCCGUGCCCUCCGACCUGCAGGUGGUGCGUGGCAGUUCCGUGUCAGACGACCAGUCCGACACGGGCGGGGAGACGCCUGAAAUUCGAGCUUUAGAGAGUGGCAGCAGUGACAGUCAGGCGCUGGUGCUGCAGGGGCUGCCGCGGAUCCGCGCGGACGAGGACGUGGAGAUGGAGGCGCAGCACAUGACGCUGGCGCUGCCCGACCCCGCCGCCGCGCUCGCCGCCGACUCGCCCGUGUCGCUGCACUACGAUAUACGAGACAUGGAGGUCCCAGAUUGGGGCUUCGAAGGCAGUCUGUUCGAGGAGACCCCGGCGCCCGCUCUCCCCGCGCCCCCCUCCGCCGACCCGCAGCCCUCCUCUAACACACAGAUGCAGUUGCACACGCAGGCGGACGAACAGAUCAUAGUCAAUGAAUCGAUAAUUUCCUUACUACUCAAAUUACACUCGCAACUAUCGGGGCGGCUCGAUUCGUUUUCGCUGGAGGAGCCGCCGCCCACUUCACAGGAGCCUAUCGGGGACGGUCCGUACUUCAUCGGGUCGCUGCUGCACAAGCUGGCGGCGCUGGACGCCCGCUGCGCGGCCACCGUGCAGCAUCUGCGGCGCACCAUGUGGCCGCUGCAGCGCGAGCGCCAGGCCGAGCAGCGCGCGCGCGAGCGCCGCGAGAAGGAGGAGCGCUCCCGCCGCGCGCGCGACCGCCAGCAGCAGCUCAUGCGGGAGUUCGCGCGCCGCCAGCAGCAGUUCCUGUCCGCCAUGGCGGGCCUGGGCGCCGCCGAGGACAUGGAGUGGGAGGACGAGGUGCAGCGCGACUACGAUUGCGUCAUUUGCAACACCACCGCGCCCUCCACGCCGCAGGACCCCAUCGGCCUCGUCGUACUGCUCCAGUCGACGUCGGUGCUGGGCCACAGGCGGCGCAAGGGCAGCGGCCAGGCGCGGCUGGCGCUGUCGGAAGUGGAACGCGAGCGACUGUCGAUGCAGCACCGCGGUACGGCAGCUGCGCACUUCUACCGCCUGCACGACGACCUCAGCCUGUACUUCGACCAGGAGUCAUGGGUGCUGUCGUUGUCGGUGGGCUGGGAGGGAGGCGUGGCGGCGCAGUCGUGCGGCCACCACCUGCACCUGCGCUGCCUGCGCGCCUACAUGCGCUCGCUGGCCGCGUCGCAGCGCCCGCACAACCUGCACGUGGAGCGCGGCGAGUUCCUGUGCCCGCUGUGUCGCCAGCUCGCCAACAGCGUGCUGCCGCUGGCGCCGCCGCCGCCCCGCGCGCCGCCGGUGCCGCCCUCCGACCACCGCGUGCUGGCUGCGCACAUACUGGACAUGCUCGAGAGGGAGAGACCAGCGCCGACGCCCAGCUGCCUGUCGGAGGCCAUGGGUAAGGCUAUGGAGGAGAUGACGGCGACGGCGACUAAUAAGUUAAAAAUGCGAUACGGAUCGUCACCGGCCGCCAUCUUCACGUUCGUGGCGUCGCUGGUGCGCACCAACGUCGAGUGCGAGCUGGUGCAGCGCGGCGGCUCGCUGGUGCAGCGACCCACGCCGCGGUACAAGCCUCGCGGAGACUGCAUAGUUCCGCUAAUCGCCGUGGCCGGCACGCACGCGCUGGCGCUGUCGGCGGCGGCGGGCCGGCUGGGCGUGGGCAGCACGUGGCGCGCGCUGGCGCCCGCGGACUCGCCCGCCGCGCCCGCCGCGCCCGGCGCGUGCGGCGCGCCCGCCUGCUCGCCCGCGCCGCCCGCGCGCCCCGUGCCGCUGCUGCUGCGCGACCCCACGGCGCUGCUCAUGCACUUCCUGCUGCUGGCCCCGCAGGCGCCGCCGCACAUGGAUAUACAAUAUUUCACAUGCAUAGUUCGAGCACUUUACGCGCUGACAUACUAUCAAGUGGUGAACCAGCUGUGUGCGACGGGUGCAUUGCCGGCGGCCCUGCGAGCGCUGCGGGGAGCCGAGGCCGAGGGCGAUGCGGGAGGUCUAGCGCAGGCCGCCAGGAUGUUACUCAGUACUCUCGCUGGACACCAUCUACUUGAGGACGACGCGGACAGCGCUUCGCCCGACAGGGAGCCCGACCUUCACACAGUGGAGUUGGAGGUACAAGAACUCCUGCUGCACUUCCUUCGUAUCUCUGCGCUACUCCGCAAACAUAUCUACGGGGGCGAGCUGCCGCGCAUCCAGACGGAGCGCGACGAGUUCCCGACGCUGCUGCGCUACCUGGAGCUGGUGGGCGACGAGGCCGCGCCCACGGCGGACAGCGCGCUGCCGCCCGGCGCCGCCGCCACCGCGCAGGCCUGGGCGCGCCAGCUGGCCGCCGCCACCACCAGCGGGCAGCUGUCCGUGCAGCGCGCCGUGCGCACGCUGCACGUGUCGUGGGCGGCGCCCAGCCUGCUGGCCCUGCCGCGCGACUACGACCGCCUGUUCUCGUACUACCACGGCCGCGCGUGCCUGCAGUGCGGCGCCGUGCCCAAGGAGGCGUCGGUGUGCCUGCUGUGCGGCACGCUCGUGUGCCUCAAGCAGGCGUGCUGCCGCCGCCACCAGCAGGCCGAGGCGGUGAGCCACGCGGCGGACUGCGGGGGCGGCACGGGCGUGUUCCUGGUGGUCACGUCCACGUACAUCAUCGUGAUCCGCGGCCGGCGCGCGUGUCUGUGGGGCAGCCUGUACCUCGACGACUACGACGAGGAGGACCGCGACCUGAAGCGCGGCAAGCCGCUGUACCUCAGCCGCGACCGCCUCGAGCUGCUGCAGGCGCAGUGGCUGGCGCACCGCUUCGACCACACCAAGCGCACGUGGGUCUGGCAUCGGGACUCCCUUUGAAGCGAGCGCGCAGGAUACGUUCACACUGUUUCCGGUAAAGAAAGUCAGCGGCAAGUCAAUUCCCGGCGCCGUCGUCUCGCACGCGGAGUGUCGCCGGUUGUUCUCACGUUAUAAUUAUGUAGAUAAAUUAUUAAAAGUGUAUCAUAUUGUUAUCUAUAUUAUUUUCUUUUUUAAGUUCUCGUGCCGAUCACGGUCAAAAGGAUUAUAUCCACUUGAUGUAUUAAAUAUAGCAAUAAUUAGACGUAGUAGGAAGUAGUGCUGUCGUAGAUAUCAUAUUGCAUUAUCGUCUUCUUCCUCCAAUAUGUCGCGGAUGUUAUUUAUGAAUUACCCAAACCGAUAUGAACAGUAUAACAAUGGCAUUGAGAUCAGAAUAGCUUGCUCAAAUUUGACAAUUAUGUAAAAAAAAAUAUGUAUAAAUUAGAUAGUGUAAGCGUUGCAGGAUCAUGGUAUUGUCGAAGCACUAUUUGAUUCGCUGAUUAAUAGUAAUAGCAGAGGCGAACCUCUGCUACCUCUUGUUUAUUUGAGAGGUAUUAUUGUAAAUACGAGCGGGACCGCUAGGACGUCCGGUGGGUGAUAGGGCUGUGAACAUGUACGUAUUUCUCUCUUAACGAUAUCGAUUUAAUACGUUUAUAAAUUAUUAUUUUUCCUUACCCAUUCAUUUAGGUUAGUUUCGAACGCAAAUGAAAUCGUUUGAUAUAUUUUAAACGGAAAUAGCUAUCUUUGUUUUUUUAAUCAUUUAAUAAUGCAUUUGAUGUGAUUACACGUAAACAUUGCUUUAGAACGAUGAAUGAACUGCAGUAACGGUUAAUCGAAGACGAUACGAUUGUAAUACCGUGACAACAUCAGUUCCGAGCUUCUUGUACAUAAUUUGAACGAAUGAUUGGUCGUUUCACGUGUAGCUUAGUUCUUAGUAUAGAUAUUUCGUGUGCAAUGUCGUGGCCUUGAAAUGUUAGACGUUUAUAUUUCGCCCGUUCGGAGCUCACGUGAUUGUUUACAUGUUGAAAUUUACUCUAUCACUAGUUAUAGCCGUUGAGAGAAAUAUUAAUAUAAUAUAUCCGUUCUAUUUUAGUGAAUACGUUAUAUAUAUCGCAACAAAUCGUAACGCGAAUAUAAUGUGCUAAAUUUUAUAUAGAUAUUCGAUAUAUUACAUACAGUUUAAAGUCAAAUGAUAUAUAUUUUAUUAAUUGAUAACAAAAAAAAAAAAAAACAUUGAAAUCUCAUAAAAUACGUAUUGGAAUAAGAAUGUCAUUUUUAAAUUAAGUUUUUGAACUCGGUUGAAUUUAUUUUUUUUUUGAAUAUUUUCCGUGUCUACAACUUGAAUGAGAUGCUAACUCGUGUGCUAAGUUCAAGCUUGAGGAACGUUUUGACGUCGGAGGGUGUAUUUUGCGUGCAUAUUUUAUAAUCGAGCCUUCGUUUUACGUUAAACUACGUUAGGUUAUUGUGAUACGACUGAUAAAAUAUAGCAGCUUUUCUUUAAAUCUUUUUUAUAGUGAUUUAGCUUUUAUUUUUUUAACAGAAAACGUCUUGAAGGUGUCCAGUAACAGGUCGGUUACAUAGCGUUAUUUAUCUAAUGUCAGAGUGUGCUCGCAUCUCAAGUAAAUAUUGUUAACUCUUGUAUCUAUGAUUGUUCAUGUAUAUAAUCAAUAAUAAUUAAAGUUGUUGAUAUUUCAUAA